Messenger RNA from Telopea speciosissima, 2267 nucleotides. RefSeq names its product scarecrow-like protein 8. The record is from RefSeq and is a predicted model, not a curated record. The transcript has a single exon. The coding region runs from base 314 to 2236 and encodes 640 amino acids. Gene Ontology annotation, molecular function: sequence-specific DNA binding; DNA-binding transcription factor activity. Gene Ontology annotation, cellular component: nucleus. Gene Ontology annotation, biological process: regulation of DNA-templated transcription. Lineage: Eukaryota; Viridiplantae; Streptophyta; Magnoliopsida; Proteales; Proteaceae.
UCUGGUUGGAAACGGAAAUCGAUGCUUAUGAAUCUCCCACCACCACCCAUCCCCACCGAGUUAUUAUGACGAGAAUCAAUUCGUUCUGGGAGCAUAAGAGAAAGCGUAAAAAUCUCUCUUUAUAACUUCUCUCUCGUUCUGUGAUCAACUUUUAAUUGUUGUUCAACUCAUGCUUCUUACCUUUAACAGUUCCGAUGUUCUCUCUUAGUUUCGAUCUCUGCUAAUUCCUUCCUUCCUAUACCCACAAGCCCAUCAUCUCUCUUGAUAGUGUUUUUUCCCCCAAUCUAGUCUGGUUGUUCGCCAUCGCCCAACAAUGUCGUCUGGGUUCCCAGGCGGUGCCGAUUUUUACAACUCCACCGGGAUCGGUGGUGGAUCGGCUGCGAUUAACAAUGGGCAAGUUCGGUAUCGAUCUCAACUCGGAGGAAUUCUCCGCGACGGCUCUUCCCCGACGACGAUCCUUCCUCGGAGAACUGACAUGGUUGCAAAGCGACCGCUUUCAGAACUAGAGAUGCAGUACCACCUGCAACAACAGCAACAGCAACAGCAACAACAGCAGCAGUUAGGAGCAGGAGCCUUUCUCAGGUCCGUCAAACAGAGGAAUUACCACCAUGCGUCUCCCAUUUCUCCUCUUUCGCCGGGCGAUUUCUCCCCACCGGACGUUUCUGGUGCUGGCGCUCCCGCCGUGCCGUUCACUUUAUCAGGAAGGUAUGGACUCCCCCUUAUGCAACAAUUUCGGCCGCAGUCCAUUAACCCCAACCACAACAACCAUCUCCAAAGCAACAUCCCUUCUUGUAACCCUUCUUUGCCUGGAUUAUCCUUCACUAAUUGUAUACUACCCAACAACAACAGCAACAAAGCCGUCGUUUUAGAUUCGGAGCCUGAAUCAGAGAAAAAGAUGAGAAAUCAGCUUCAAGAGCUGGAGAAACAACUCUUGGAUGAUAUUGAUGAAGACGAGGGAGACGCCGCUUCGGUUAUUACUAACUGUAACAGUGAGUGGAGCCAAACCGGGAACCUGAUCACCCUCCCCAACCAGAAUCAGAACCAGAACCAAAAGCCUCAGCCUCUCUCGCCUUCUCCAACCUCAUCCUCGUCUUCGUCUUCAUCCUCUUCAGCCUCUGGUUCUUCGAAACAGUCUUUUCUCGACGUCGCUGCCGCCAUUUCCGAAGGAAAAAUGGAUGCAGCGACGGCGACUCUUGCACGGCUAAAACAGGUCUCGAACGUCAGAGGCGAUCCAGAACAGAGAUUGACGGCUUACAUGGUGUCGGCCCUCCAAUCCAGAGUCAACCCAGCUGAGAAUCCUCCACCGGUGGCGGAGCUCGGCAGCACCGAGCACAUGUUUGCGACACAAAUUUUGUAUGAAUACUCCCCCUGUUUCAAACUCGGGUUCAUAGCGGCCAAUCUAGCAAUCCUAGAAGCGACAAGAGAACAACCCAAUAAUGUCCAUGUCGUGGACUUUGAUAUCGGACAGGGCAGCCAGUAUAUGACCCUCAUCCAUGCUCUUGCAGAGCGACAAUCGGGCAAGCCCACCACCGUAAAGAUCACCACCGUCAUCGAGCCUUGCAGCAACCCAAACGAAGAGGAGUUACGAGCCGUCGGUGAUCGGCUGAAAAAGCAAGCCGAUCGAGUGGGUGUCAACUUUAAAUUCAAUGCCUUGAGUCGUAGAAUCACUGAUCUGGACAGGGAAGCACUGGGGUGCGAUGCCGACGAGGCACUGGCGGUGAAUUUCGCAUUCAAGCUGUACAGAAUGGCAGACGAGAGUGUAUCGACGGAGAACCCUCGAGACCAAUUGCUAAGACUGGUGAAAGGGUUAUCCCCUCUGGUGGUGACGCUGGUAGAGCAGGAGAUGAAUACCAAUACAGCGCCGUUCGGAGCUCGGGUGGGCGAGGUCUACGCCUACUACGGUGCCCUGUUUGACUCACUCGACCCAACGAUUUCACGAGACGUUCAAGAGCGAGUCCGUGUAGAAGAGUGCUUGGGGAGGAAAGCGGCGAACACGGUGGCGUGUGAAGGAAGGGAACGGGUGGAGCGUUGUGAGGUGUUUGGCAAAUGGAGGGCUCGGAUGGGAAUGGCUGGAUUCGAGGCUAGGCAAUUGAAUCAACAGAUGGCCGAGUCGUUGCGUGCCAAACUCAUUUCUGGGACUCGGAACAACCCGAGUUUCACCAUAAAGCUAGAGGCAGGAGGGAUCUGUUUGGGAUGGAUGGGUCGUGUGCUCACCGUCGCAUCUGCUUGGCGUUAAACGAAAAGUUGACAACAAACACACCCUUUUU